This is a messenger RNA of Clarias gariepinus (North African catfish), 931 nucleotides long. RefSeq names its product aquaporin 9b (gene aqp9b). Gene Ontology annotation, molecular function: water channel activity; glycerol channel activity; urea transmembrane transporter activity. The transcript is spliced from 6 exons. Gene Ontology annotation, cellular component: basolateral plasma membrane; plasma membrane. The record is from RefSeq and is a predicted model, not a curated record. NCBI's taxonomy places the organism in Eukaryota, Metazoa, Chordata, Actinopteri, Siluriformes, Clariidae. Gene Ontology annotation, biological process: water transport; glycerol transmembrane transport. Bases 1 to 873 code for a protein of 290 amino acids.
AUGGAGCUGGACAGCCUGAGGAGCCUGACAGCGAAAUUCACACUUCGGCACGCGAUCGUCAGAGAGUUUAUAGCUGAAUUCCUCGGGACAUUUGUGCUCAUACUUUUCGGCUGUGGCUCGGUGGCGCAGGCUGUACUCAGCAGAGGAGCUCUUGGAGAACCGCUCACCAUCUACAUUGGCUUCACCACAGGAGUGAUGCUGGCCGUCUAUGUGUCAGGAGGUGUAUCAGGAGGACAUUUAAACCCAGCUGUAUCUCUAGCCUUGGCAGUCUUAGGGAAGUUUCCUAUUAAAAAAUUCCCAGUGUACGUGGCUGCCCAGUUCAUUGGUGCCUUCGUAGGUUCAUGUGCAGUCUUCGGUUUGUACUAUGACGCCAUUAUGGACUAUUCCAAUGGAGAUCUGCUGGUCACUGGUGAAAAUGCUACUGCAAACAUCUUCGCCACCUAUCCAGCAAAGCAUCUCUCAAGGUUUAAUGGGUUUUUUGAUCAGGUGGUUGCCACUGCAGCUUUGGUGCUGGGUGUCCUGGCCAUCCUGGAUAAGAAGAACAUAGGAGCCCCUAAAGGAAUGGAGCCACUGCUUAUUGGUUUCACCAUCCUGGCCAUCGCAGUGGCCAUGGGUUUGAACUGCGGCUUUCCCAUCAACCCUGCCCGAGACCUGGGACCCCGGCUCUUUACGGCUGUGGCGGGCUGGGGGAUGGAGGUGUUCAGAGCCGGGGGCUGCUGGUGGUGGAUCCCAGUUGCUGGUCCGAUGGUGGGGGGUGUCCUGGGAGCGAUGACCUACUACCUGCUAAUCGAGCUACACCAUGUGCAACCAGAGAAAACGCUUGAAGAAAAGAUCAACGUUAAGGACAAGUAUGAAAUGAUCACCACGAGCUAGACAGAAGACAACUGGUACUCUUCACCUCAACCAGGCUUUAGUAUAUUGUAUAACCUCU